GUGUGUGUGUGUGUGUGUGUGUGUGUGUGUGUGCGCGCUGCGGACCGGAUGUCCCCGCCAGACUGGUGACUAUAGAGCCGGCCGUUUCCUUGCACAACCGGGGCUUCCUGCUGCCCGUCCAGCAAGGUCCGCAGGCCACGCCAGGACUCAGCCCAAUCCCUCCCACGAACGGUCCUGGAGCCCGGGCAGGGGGCGGUCCAGGUCCCUAGCACAGAGGAACCCCGGUCCCCAGAACCCAGACGCUCCUUGAAGCUGUGCAGAUCAGGUCUCCCCAGCACAUGGGUCCCCAAGCCCACGGAGCCGCAUCUGGGUGUCCCUGAGCUCCAGCGGCCCAGGUUCCCGUGCAGACAGCCCCCUGCUGCUCAGGUCCCUUGGUGGGCAUGGGGGCGCCUUCACAUGUGACCACACCUGCAGCAGGCCGGCACCAUGGGACUGGGCGCGGGCACAAGCUGCACCCCGCGGCCCCCGAUCCGCCCGCAGCCCGUGUCUGAACGCCGUGUGCUGGCGGUGGUUUUCCUGGGACUGCUGCUGGACCUGCUGGCCUUCACGCUGCUGCUGCCGCUGCUGCCCGGAUUGCUGGAGGCCCACAGCCGCGCCCAGGACCCCCUCUAUGGCUCAUGGAAGCAGGGCGUGGACUGGUUUGCCUCGGCCAUCGGAGUGCCAGCCGAGAAACGCUACAACAGCGUCCUCUUUGGAGGUCUGGUGGGCUCCGGCUACUCUGCCCUGCAGUUCUUGUCGGCCCCGCUCACAGGCGCCGCCUCAGACUGCCUGGGGAGACGACCACUGAUGCUGCUGUCCCUGGUGGGUCUAAUCGCCUCCUAUGCUGUGUGGGCUGCCUCCAGGAGCUUCGCCGCCUUCCUGGUCUCCCGGGCAAUUGGGGGCAUUAGUAAGAGCAAUGUCAGCCUGUCCACAGCCAUCGUGGCCGACCUGGCCUCGCCGGAGGCCCGUGGCCGAGGCAUGGCCGUCAUUGGAGUGGCCUUCUCCCUGGGCUUCACGUUGGGCCCACUGCUGGGUGCCUCGCUGCCUGUGGACAUGGCACCCUGGUUGGCCCUUUCUUUUGCCACCGCUGACCUGCUCUUCAUCUUCUGCUUCCUGCCUGAGACGCUGCCCCCGGAGCGGCGGGCGCCCUCCAUCAUACCGGGCUUCCGAGCCACCGCCGACCUGCUCAGCCCCCUGGCGCUGCUCCGCUUCUCAGCGGUGGCCCGAGGCCAGGAGCCCCCCACCAGGGGCAGUGAGCAGCGGGAGCUGCCCCCUGGACUGGACAGCCUGCGCCGCCUGGGCCUGGUCUAUCUGCUCUACCUGCUCCUCUUCUCGGGUCUGGAGUUCACACUGGGCUUCCUCGCUCACCAGCGCUUCCACUUCAGCAGCCUGCAGCAGGGGAAGAUGUUCUUCUUCAUCGGCCUCACCAUGGCUACCAUUCAGGGCACCUACGUGCGGCGCAUCCGCCCCGGCAGGGAGCUCGCAGCAGUGAAGCGGGCCAUCCUGCUGCUGGGGCCUGCCUUCCUGCUCAUUGGCUGGGGGAACUCGAUGCCGGUGCUGGGCUUGGGCCUGCUGCUCUACUCCUUCGCGGCCGCGGUUGUUGUGCCCUGCCUGUCAUCUGUAGUCGCCGGCUAUGGUUCAGUAGGGCAAAAAGGUAUCGUUAUGGGCACGCUGCGCAGCCUGGGUGCCCUGGCCCGGGCAGUGGGGCCUGCCACAGCCGCCUCAGUGUACUGGCUGGCCGGGGCCCACGUCUGCUUCACCGCGUGUGCCAGUCUCUUCCUGCUGCCCCUCCUGCUCCUGCGCGGCCUGAGGCCAGCCCCCUCCAAGGACCAGUAGCUGGACCUGCCCCUGUUGCACUCCACCCACAGGAGGCCCCCACGGCUCCCCUCUCGGACUGGCUCCUACGGACUCGGGGCGGGGGCAGGGGCCUGAGCAGAACACCUUGCCCAGACUGUUUUCACUCCACACAGGGCAACUGGAGGCCUUUGCCAUCUGUGUCUUGUAACAAGAGCACACUCCUCUGGGACCCAAUAAAGCAGCUGUUUUCUA
Messenger RNA from Echinops telfairi (small Madagascar hedgehog), 2028 nucleotides. It is a transcript of the gene SLC75A1, whose product is annotated as major facilitator superfamily domain containing 10. The record is from RefSeq and is a predicted model, not a curated record. Gene Ontology annotation, cellular component: brush border membrane. Gene Ontology annotation, biological process: transmembrane transport. NCBI's taxonomy places the organism in Eukaryota, Metazoa, Chordata, Mammalia, Afrosoricida, Tenrecidae. Gene Ontology annotation, molecular function: transmembrane transporter activity. The coding region runs from base 427 to 1815 and encodes 462 amino acids. The transcript is spliced from 11 exons.